CGUUUUUCUUUCCUCUUUCCCUUUCACUUUUCUUACAUACUUUACUUUACAUCUUCUCUCUAUAUAUUCCGUUCCUUCACAAACAAUGACCAAGUAGCUAGCCUCAUCAGUCAUCAGCAGUUCAGCGCUCAAGUCUUUUUUAAUUUGCUUCUACACUCCAUCUAUGGCUAGCUCAUCAACAAUCAAUCUUGAAGCUUUCACUUGGGAAUACGAUGUUUUCCUGAGCUUUAGAGGUGAGGACACACGUAAAAAUUUUACCGAUCAUCUUUAUUUUGCAUUAUGUCAAAACAGAAUUCGCACAUUCAGAGAUGAGGAGGAGCUCAAAAAGGGUGAAUAUCUAGCGCCCGAGCUCACGAGAGCAAUCCAAAGCUCUAGAAUCUCUAUGAUAGUCUUUUCAAAAGACUAUGCCUCGUCUAGGUGGUGUCUUGACGAAUUAGAGCAAAUCGUUGAGUGCAAGGAGACCAGAAAACAGAUAAUUUUUCCUAUUUUUUACGACGUUGACCCUUCUGAAGUGCGUAAGCAAAGUGGGAAUUAUGGUUUGGCUUUGGCAAAACAUGAAGAACGUUUUGAGGGAAGCAAUAAGGUACACAAAUGGAGAUGUGCUCUCACUAAAGUUGCAAAUAUGUCAGGAUGGGAUUUGCAAGGCAUGGCAAAUGGGUAUCAAUCGAAGUUCAUUGAUGGAAUCAUUCAAGAGGUUCUAUUGAUAGUAAGUCAAGUCCCAAUGUUUGUUGAGAAACAUGUAGUUGGACUUGAAUUGCAUGUUAAUCGCUUGGUCAAGCUCAUGUAUGGAACACAUGAUGACAAUAAUGUUCGCAUGAUUGGAAUUUAUGGUAUGGCAGGUAUUGGAAAGACUCUUCUUGCCCAAACUCUAUAUAACAAAUUUUUUGGAUACUUUAAAUGGAGCUGCUUCCUUGAGAUUAGUUCAGGAAUUUCAGAAAUAAAAAGAUUUCAAGAAGAAUUUCUUAGUAAGCUUCUUAGAAGGAAGAUUGAAGUUGGUAGUGAAGGUGAAGGAAAAGCAUUGAUCAAACAUUGGCUUCAAGUAAAAAAAUGCCUCAUUGUCCUCGAUAAUUUAGAACAUUUAAACCAAUUUGAAGCAUUAUGUGGAGAACGAGAUUGGUUUGGUAAAGGAAGUAGACUUAUUUUAACUACAAGAGAUGCACAUGUGUUUAAAGAAUUGAAGGAGGAUGAACAUUAUAAAGUCGGCCCAUUGUGUCAUAACGAUUCUUUGGAACUCUUUAGCCUACAUGCAUUUAGUGGGCGUUUGAAACCAAAAGAAGAUUAUGCUAAGGUUUUAGAUGGCAUAGUGGCUUAUUGUGCGGGACUUCCAUUAGCUCUUAAAGUGUUAGGGGCUUAUCUUUCUGAUAAAUCAAUAGAGGAAUGGAUUAGUGCAUUUGAUAAAUUGAAAGAAAUCCCUAAUAAUGAUGUUCAAGCUAAACUUAAGAUCAGUUAUGAUGGGCUUCCAGAUGAUCGUAUCAAAUCCCUUUUUCUUGAUCUUGUUUGUUUCUCUCGUGAAAUUUCCAAGGAGACUAUUGAUGCCAUGGGGUAUUUCUCAACCAUUGAAAUUCGAAACUUGGUUGACAAAUGCUUGAUAGAUUAUUGUCAAUGGGAUGGGAUUGGUUUGCAUAGCUUAGUACGAGAGAUGGGAAGAGAAAUAAUUCGUUUAGAAUCUCCGGAAAAGCCAUGUGAACGCAGCCGAUUGUGGUGUCCCAAUGAUAUCCAUGAUGUGCUUAUAGGACAAAAGGGUAGUGAAAAGAUUGAGGUGAUUGUAUUCAAUGAUUCUUCCACAAAAGAUAUGAAGUACAAUACAAAAGCAUUUAAGAACAUGGAGAAUUUAAGGUUUCUUCAUAUUGAUGGUGUCUAUAUUGAUGGAAAGUUCAAACAUCUAUCCAAGGUGCUUAAAUAUUUGCGAUGGACUCAAUGUCCUUUGAAAUAUAUUACUAUUCCAUUAAAUUGUUUCUUUGAGAAGCUUGUGAGUCUGGAAAUGGUGGAGAGCAACAUCAAAGAAUUUAAAGCCCCUUUAAAGUAUUUUCCACAUCUCGAGUCUUUGAAUCUCAAUUCAUGUGAACAUCUCACAAGCACUCCGAACUUUAGUGGCGCUCAAAAUCUCCGUAAGCUAACAUUUGUUGGAUGCUAUAAUUUGGUAAAGGUACACUCUUCUAUUGGAGACUUGGGGAGACUACUCUAUUUAGAUUUUAGUUGCUGUGACAAGCUAAAGAAACUUCCAAAUAGCCUUUGUAAGUUGAGUUCAUUACAACAUCUUGUUGCAGCCUAUGCCCUAAAACUAAAAGAAUUGCCUGAAGAUUUUGGAAAUCUAACCUCAUUACAAGAUUUGUAUCUAUUCCAUACCAAUAUCCCUCGUUUGCCCUCCAACCUAUCUCAUUUGUUUAGGCUUGAAAGCAUUUGUUUGAAUUAUUGCGAAAGCCUAGAAAUCAUCCAAGAGCUUCCUCCCAAUAUUAGGGAUAUUGAGUUACGUAAUUGCAAGAAUCUAAAGACCAUCUCACAACUUCCUCCCAAUCUUGAGUCAAUUACUUUGUUAUGUUGCAACAAUUUAAAAAUGCUCCCCAAGCUUCCUCAUAAACUUAGAGAUCUUGAUGCUAAAAAUUGUGAGUCCAUGGAAAUAGUACCAAAUUUAUCAAAUUGUACGGAGUUGAAAAAGUUAUAUCUCAGUGGUUGCAGCAGGUUGCAAGAAAUUCAAGGUUGGGAGAAUCUUCAUUUACGUCAAAUGCAGUUAAUACGUGUUCCCCAUAUCAAUUAUUUCUCAGAAAGCAUUAAGAAGGUUUUAAUAGGUUCCAAGCCAGAUUCCUAUUUUGAAUGCAUUGUUACUACUAAUGAACUUCCGAGAUGGAUGACAUGUAAGGAAGAAGGAUCAUCAAUAUCUUUUCAAUGGCCAUUACACAACAUGGAGAGGGGAUUUGUUGGAUUCUUUUUUUGGAUAGUGUGGGAAGCUCAUUCACUCCCGCCAGGACUUACUCGUCAUUAUUACUUCACAAUUGAAACUAGUGGUUUCAAAACCCUUUGGUUCAGUAAAUAUAACUUCAUAGCAGAAGUGGGAGAAUUUUCUACUUUAAAUUUGAUUCCAUGGAGUGAUCCUAAAUUUGAUGGGCUUGAAGAUAUAAAAGUUGGAGAAGUCAUCAAAGUUACUCCUAAAGCUAUAACAGACAUUCAAGAAUAUGCAGAAGUCAUGAAAAUAGGAGUUGAAGCUUUGUACACUGAUAGAGAUGGCUUCUUACAAUUUGCACCCAUCACUAAAGUUGGGUAGGGUUAAUUGGCGAACCUGACUGUACAUUUAGUGGCUAGGGAGUAAGUUUUUUUUUGUCAAGUUGGAAGGAAUGGUUGGUUCGACCUCCUCCUUUCUUGUUUAAUGCCUUGUAUGCUGAUUUGAAUUAAUGAUAAUCCUUUUCCCUUCAAAAAAAAUGAGACCUAA
Ipomoea triloba (trilobed morning glory) is the source of this 3424-nucleotide messenger RNA. RefSeq names its product TMV resistance protein N-like. Gene Ontology annotation, biological process: signal transduction; defense response. The transcript is spliced from 5 exons. The record is from RefSeq and is a predicted model, not a curated record. Bases 164 to 3259 code for a protein of 1031 amino acids. Gene Ontology annotation, molecular function: ADP binding. Lineage: Eukaryota; Viridiplantae; Streptophyta; Magnoliopsida; Solanales; Convolvulaceae.